Amorphotheca resinae ATCC 22711 is the source of this 4137-nucleotide messenger RNA. RefSeq lists its product as hypothetical. Gene Ontology annotation, biological process: mRNA splicing, via spliceosome. Gene Ontology annotation, cellular component: U2 snRNP; nucleus. The coding region runs from base 1 to 4137 and encodes 1378 amino acids. The transcript has 4 exons. Gene Ontology annotation, molecular function: U2 snRNA binding; protein binding. The record is from RefSeq and is a predicted model, not a curated record. Lineage: Eukaryota; Fungi; Ascomycota; Leotiomycetes; Helotiales; Amorphothecaceae.
AUGGCCUUUGCGACCAACACUCUCGUUAACGGGGAAUGGACUACGAGGACGAUUGAUGUCAACGCAGUGCUACGGCAUUAUGACCAGCAGGAUAAGGAAGCCUCUGCGAAUGCCAUGGAAGUCGAGAGGCCGCCUGUACUUGGUCUAUUGACGCAGACUGUUAUCAGAAGCCCCCUUGUGCACUGGAUUCUGCCAGUAAGGCUGAGAGAUCUGAAUACAAACGACGUGGCUUUCAUCGGGGACGAAUUUGUUCAGAUCAAGGAGUUGCGACUUGAUGGCCAUCUAUGGGAUGUUGUCCAGAAGGAAAACUUCGGGGCCCGGAUUCGCAAUGCCCGAGUCAUUGGAUCAACGAAAGCAUUCUCCCGAGACCACAGUGGAGACCCCCUUAGCACCCAAAUCAAGGAUGAGGAUGAGGAUGUUGAGAUGGAUGGUGAGGGAGACAGAAAUGCCCAACGCCAGAGAAAUACCCUGCUCCCGCCUCAAGGCAUUCUCCUGCAACUGGAUUCCGGGGACUCUGUGUUCUUAAUAUUGCGUCAGACAGGAAGUGGACGAUGGGAGUUUGUCUCUAGCCGACACCGGGUCUCAAAAGCCAUGCUCACAGUGCAGCCUGGCAUGCACUUGACUGUAGACCCGAGUUCACGAUAUGUGGCUAUAGGCUGCUCGGAAGGUCUCUUCGCAAUCUAUGCACUGAAUUCCAGAGAGGAACUGAAGAGGCAAUACUCCCAAGGCCAGUCUCCCCGCUAUGUCAAAUCUGAACGAUAUAUCUACUUCCAUGGAAUCAUUCACAAAAUGGAAUUUCUGUACCCUUCACCAGAUGAUGAUGAACACAUCAUCCUGUUGGUCCUGUUGGUUUGGAAAGGCAAAACGCGAAUGCUUUUAUAUGAGUGGGAAACUGGCGCAGAUCUAAGGGAUGUUCGAGCCCAUAGCCGACGGGGACACCUACUGGAAAAAUCACGUCAGAUGCCUCUCCUAGUCAUUCCGUUGACUAUCAAGUCAUCCUUCAUACUUGUCUCUGAUGGUUCCAUGGCCGUUUGUAAGGAUAUCCUUCAGGGAAGCCCCCAGUUCAUCGACUUUAAUGAUAGAGUGGAUCCGCCCACUCCAUUCCACCAUGGUUCAGGAUUUCCCUUGUGGACAGCAUGGACUCGCCCAUACCGCUUGCCACACCAUACCGCCAAGCGGGAUGAUAUAUAUAUCGUAAGAGAAGACGGCCUCAUCAAAUUUCUAGAGAUUGACUCCUCGGAAGAGGAUAUCGUCCGAGCUGAUAUGGACAUUGGUUCAUUUGAAUCCAACUGUGGUACUGCCUUGGCAAGUCUCGAUUAUCAGGCUUAUAACGCCAACACGGGUGACUUGCUCAUCACUGGAGGUGACUCAUGCGUUGGAGGGACCUACUUAGUUAGAGCGAGGAAGGCCCCUAUUUUCAGAGAGAGCAUCCAGAAUUGGUCGCCCGCACAGGAUAUUGUCACGACUUCUAAGACUCAAGAUCGGGAGACCGAGGAGCCAAAUAUAUCUCAUCAUGGCAAAGAAACCUUUCCAAAACCAGAUAGGAUUUUUGCUUGUGUUGGGAAAGGCAUCAAAGGGUCCAUCACGGAAUUCAGAUAUGGACUUGAAGCUCGUCUUGGAUUAGAGACCGAAUUUCAUACGCCUGUUAUGGACGUUUGGGUCUUUCCCCCGAGUCUCUUUUCUGUCGAUUAUGACGGCGGCUCCCUCUUUCUGCUGUCACUAGUCAAUCGAUCAGCACUGCUACACCUAUCUAGUGAUGCCACCGAAAUUGACGAGCUCGAUCAAACUUCCACACAUUUGGACUUGAGAUACCGGACCAUCGCAACUAGCGUACAUGGCGACAUAAAGAUACAAGUCACGGAACGAUCUAUCUUAUUUAUGGAAGGGCAGAACUCUCAUAUUUAUGAGGACGAAAAACUUCUUGGAAUCUACCAAGAUGGAGUCUUCCUUGGCUCUGAAGCCAGGGUAGAUGACGCCGUUGCGCACGACACUAUUGUAAUAUUCUCAACCCAUUUUCAGAGCUCGACAUACCUUCAGAUCUUGGAUCCAAGAUCAUCCAAAGCGUUGGCCAAUGGCGAGCCAGCAGGACCUUUAAGCAACACAUGUAUUCGGACUUUAAGGAAAUUCUCAUCCAAUGUUACCGGUAUGGCUAUCUGCUUGAUAGAACAAACACUUUGUGUUGUUGUAGCUGAAUGGGGUGGAGACUCGGUGAAUCUGAUAUUCCAACCUCUCUCUGGCGGAGAACCCCAUAUCCUACAGAUUCCUACUACUUAUGGCGACAGUCGCGUGCGUCUCGAAGCGUUCGUUAGUAUCUCGGUGUCUUCUUCACCUCCCGGAUCUCUCGUAUUACUAUGCGGGACUCGGAAUGGAAUGGUCAUCACGCUAUACCUCAAUGAGCACAAUCUUCAGAUUGUGAGCUCUUGGUGUGAUCGAAUUGGCGCAACCCCGGCGAUUAUCAGAAGAGAUGAAUCUAUGGGCGCUAAGGAGCUAUUCUUUGUGAACUGCGACUCUAAAUUAUAUGUCCUAACGGUUCCGGCCUCGCAACAGCCUGGAUUCGAUGUGGAAACAUCGAGUGAAAAGACGUCCAUAAAUCGGGUCUGGUUGACAGAUGUCAUGAACCCUAGUCUCCAGCAGCCAGCAGUGAACUCGAUAGCGAGACUCCUGCCAGACAUUUCGGGCGGGAACGGGGACGAUAUAUUACUAGUUUCAGGUUCUCAACUUCUCCUGGCAAGUCUCAGCACCCAGCCAAAGGCCGUUCCUCGCCAUAUGCCGAUUGGAGGUACUCCGACCCGUCUUUUAUAUUCACAAACUCUGAAAGCCCUCAUCGUCGCAGCGUCGGUGGAUGGUAGAUGCACACUUCUUUUUAUCGACCCCGAAACAGGAGUAGACCUCUCGAAGCCUGUCGAUAAGAAGGGUGCGCCAGUCGAUUUCGUAUCAGGCCUUGGCGAGUUCAAUGAAAGAGUGUUCAGGCUACUCGAAUGGUCAUAUAUGAAAGAUGGCAAAACCUGGUAUUUUAUUGUCGUUUGCACAAAUACUGGGCGACUCUUGAUCCUAUCUACGGAAAGAGAAACAGUGGUACCAUCAGACAUAAGGACGGAAUCAGAUCCCUUUGAAAUGGGGGAAACGGGGUCGAAUAUCAAUGAGGCUUCAAGGGUGCCACCGAAAAUACGACAUUGGACACGGUACAAAUUCAAAUGUGCAAAGCCAGUAUACUCUGUUGCCGGGUUUGCAGAGGGACUAUUCUAUUGUUCUGGAGCCACACUCUAUUGCGACAUUCUUAAUCUGGCAGAGAAGAAGUUCCAGACAGUCGCUCAGUAUGAUCUUCCUUCGCCCGCAGUAGAUCUGGUGCAUGAGAACGGAAAGAUAUAUGCUACCACUGCUGCUCAUUCGCUCGAAGUGCUCGAAUUGGUCAAGGAAGCCGAUGGAAGUUCAAAGAUCUACCGCACACAUGGUGAUCAAGUAACCCGAAAUGCCCUACAUCAUAGGGUCUUGGGGAGGUCCUCUGAAAGCCUGAUAGAUCUGGUUUCGGACAAGUCAUGCUCUAUAGUGGGAUUGUGGGCGACCCAUAAUACCAGAGCUGACACUCUGGAACCUGUCUUUGAGGCACAGCUCCCGCACUCGAUUCUAAGAUUCCGUUCAGGGAAUUGUCGUCCCAUAUGGGAUCCAGUCUGGUACCCAUCAACGGGGAAUGAGGUUCUGGGUCCCGGUAUCACUCCAGGCUCCACGAGCUACCCUGAAGUAUUCGGUCUGUCGAUUGACGGAUCACUCUGUCACUUUACAAUCCUUGACUCUGCCUCAUGGAAGUUCCUGAGAUUUCUGGUAAAUUUGGCGAUGCAGUCACCGAAGAUCUGCGAGUUCACCUACACCAAGGGGACUCUACCCCUCGAACCUGUCACUGAGCCGAAGGUCAUGAUGCAUGUAGACGGGGAUAUCCUAAGGCGUUGUGCUCAAGAUGGGAACCUGCAAGAACUACUUUGCAUCGGGCAGGAGACAGAGGAGGCCGUCAAAACCCAGGGCAAGUUUUGUGAACUACUCCAGGAGCUGCAUCGAGGAAGGUUGCAGAAAGAUGCUGGGAUGGGUGUCUACCUCAAGCAGGCAUACAAAGACUUAGAGUUCUUUCUUCGCCCUGUGCUAUAA